GGCAGUGCGCUGUCUCAUGUUCCCUAGGCUGCCGGCCAGAGCGGUUUGUAGGCGCCUGGUUAGCCAGGCCUAGAGUUCUGAGGUUUCCUCCGGAUGAGAACUGAGCUGCCCGCGCAGCCAGGAAACCCGGGCUUACAGCACCGGUGGGGUCCAUGUCUCGAGAUAUAAGUCCUGAUCUUCAGAGUAAAUAGAAAGUUCCAAGAAGGAAUGAGGAGUGAAGCUCUACACACAAUAGCUGCUCGAUAAACCUUUACCAAAGACGAGAAAGAGUUCUGUGAAGACAGCACUAACCUUAAUAAUGGUGUUGGAUUUCACAGAGUAAAUUCUCUGUGAGAAGAAGCUCACAAAUAUCCAGAAAUGACUGAGAUCGAGCAGGCAGAGGCCCAGCUCUCUGAGUUGGACCUGCUAGCCAGCAUGUUCCCUGGUGAGAAUGAGCUCGUAGUGAAUGACCAGCUGGCUCUGGCAGAACUGAAAGACUGUAUUGAGAAGAGGACAAUGGAGGGACGAUCUUCAAAAGUUUACUUUACUAUCAAUAUGGAUGUGGACGUAUCUGAGGAAGCAAUGGUGAUGUUUUCUCUGGCCUGUAUUUUUCCCUUUAAAUACCCUGCAGUUCUGCCUGAAAUUACUGUCAGAUCAGUAUUAUUAAGUAGAUCCCAGCAGACUCAGCUGAAUACAGAUCUGACCGCAUAUCUGCAAAAGAAUUGUCUCGGAGAUGUCUGUAUACUGAAUGCCACAGAGUGGGUUAGAGAACAUGCUUCUGGCUAUGUCAGCAAAGACGUCACACCUCUGGCUGCUCCAGGAAGUACAGCCCAGCCAGUCGACCUUAUUCUUACAAGACUGUGGAUCUAUAGCCAUCACAUCUAUAACAAAUGCAAAAGAAAGAAUAUUCUAGAGUGGGCAAAGGAGCUUUCCCUGUCUGGGUUUAGCAUGCCUGGGAAACCUGGUGUUGUUUGUGUGGAAGGCCCACAAAGUGCCUGUGAAGAAUUCUGGUCAAGACUCAGAAAAUUAAAUUGGAAGAGAAUUUUAAUCCGCCAUCGAGAAGACAUUCCUUUGGAUGGUACAAGUGAGGAAAUGGGAAGACAAAGAAAAUUCUCAGUUUUUGAAGAAAAAGUAUUCAGUGUGAAUGGAGCCAGAGGAAACCACAUGGACUUUGGCCAGCUGUAUCAGUUUCUGAAUGCCAGAGGAUGUGGGGAUGUUUUCCAGAUGUUCUUUGGUGUGGAAGGACAAUAACUGAGCAGAGGAGUAGUUGAAAAGCGUUUUGUCACUGUUAGUCUUUUGAUUUUUUCCCCACUCUUUCUUGAAAGAUUAAGUCAUUUUACUUCAGUUCCAUUCUAGAAUGUUAUGGGGGAAAAAAGAGGAAAAGUAGUAUAGCUGAAAUACAUGUGUUAAAAAUAUGUCAUGACUGAAUGAAGAAGUGAAUUUUAAAUUAUAAUCUUAAAAUUGUUGAUAGAAAUUUCUCAACAUAUAAACUACUUAUUUUGAAAGAGAGGUUAAUUAUAUUUGAGGAAGAUAAUAUUGGUGGUCCAAAUUGCCACCUAUUCUCAACCCCCUUCUCUAUCUGCUGCCACUAAAGAAGCUGGAAAGGAUAAAUGCUCACUCUCUCAGCCUCUCUUGCAGCUAGGGUGGCCUAGGGACACAGCUUUGGCCAAGGAACUUCUGGGAAAACUUUUGUUUUCCUGAUUAAAAUGAUUGAUGCAGUCAGGACACCUCUUCCCUCUCUGUCACACACACCAAAGUGAUGGCUGAAUCUGCAGUAGUCCUUUCAACCAGGAGGGAAGGAAGGGUCAAGAGAGCCACAGAGAUGCCAGUCUUCAUGUUGUUGAGCUACUGACCCAACACCAGCCCCUGCCUAUCUCUAGACAGCUUAUUAUGAAAUAAAACCAGUUUUAUUUGUA
This is a messenger RNA of Camelus dromedarius (Arabian camel), 1895 nucleotides long. RefSeq names its product RWD domain containing 2B (gene RWDD2B). The coding region runs from base 358 to 1230 and encodes 290 amino acids. The record is from RefSeq and is a predicted model, not a curated record. Gene Ontology annotation, molecular function: protein binding. The transcript has 6 exons. Lineage: Eukaryota; Metazoa; Chordata; Mammalia; Artiodactyla; Camelidae.